Molecule: messenger RNA, 8085 nt
Organism: Adineta steineri
Lineage: Eukaryota; Metazoa; Rotifera; Eurotatoria; Adinetida; Adinetidae
Source: the annotation of a GenBank genome assembly
AUGAACAAUGGUUCUUUGCCUGUAAAAGGCAAUAUAUCUCGAACAACAACAACAACAACAACAUCAAUAACUGAUCAAUCAUUGCGAACAUCAUUAAUACGUAAUACAGAUCAAGAUACAUCACUCGAUUUAACUGACGUUUCAAUUCUAUCUGUUGGUCUUACACGUUAUCAACAUCACGAUCACGGAAUGUUAACUGACGAUGAUGAUGAUAAUGAACUUGUAGAAACCAGUGAUGAAGACGAUGAUGAUGACGAAGAUGAUGAUGAUGAUGAUGAACCAUUUCCUACACAUUCUCGUAAUACAUUAUUAAAUAAUACUAAUAAUAAUAAUAAUGAUGAUAUGGAUCUUGGUUUAAUUGAUCCUGAUACUCAAGCUAAAUUAGCUGCCAUACUUGAAGCAACUGGUAUAACAAAUUCUCCUAUUCCUGAAGAUUUUUGGCGUGAUCAACAAGUUGUACGUUUAUUAACAAGUAGUGUAACAAAUAAUUUAAAUGGUUUACAUGAAAUUGCUAAUGCUAUCUCACCGUCAAAUACAAAUCUCAGUGGACAUCAAGAUAAAAAAUCUAAAUCAAUAAAUAAAGACACAUCAGGAACAUUUGUUCGUGCUUGUGUAAAUAAUGAUAUUCGAACUGUUGAAAAAAUUCUUCAAUCAACAAAUGGAAACGAACAUUUAAAUGAUGUUAAUGAAGAUGGUGAUAGUGUUUUAGCUCUUGCUUGUUCAAAUGGUUAUACGGAUCUUGUACGAUUAUUACUCACAACUAUACCUAAUAUUGAUAUUGAUGAUAGAGGAACUAAACAAGAUUGUACACCAUUAAUGGAAGCAUGUAAUGCUGGUCAUUAUGAAAUCGUUGAACUUUUAUUGAAACAUAAUGCAAAUGUAAAUAUGCAAUCAACAUCUGGAAAUACUGCACUGCAUUAUUCAGCAGGAGGAGGUUAUGCAGAUAUUGUUCGACUUCUACUUGAAAAUGGUGCUAAAGUAGAAGAAACAAAUGAAAAUGGACAUACUCCUCUUAUGGAAGCUGCCAGUGGUGGUCAUGUAGAAGUUGCUCGAGCAUUACUUGAUCAUGGUGCUGGUGUUAAUACACAUUCGAAUGAUUCGAAAGACAAAAAUGGAAAUGAUAGUAAACAACAUAAAACAGAUGAAAUGCAUACAGCUUUAAUGGAAGCAUGUAUGGAUGGUCAUGUUCAAGUAGCAAAAUUAUUACUUGAUCAUGGCGCUGAUGUAAAUAUGCCACCAGAUAGUUAUGAAAGUCCACUAACAUUAAGUGCAUGUGGUGGUCAUAUCGAAUUAGCAUCGUUACUUAUUGAACGAGGUGCUAAUCUAGAAGAAGUUAAUGAUGAAGGAUAUACACCAUUAAUGGAAGCUAGUCGAGAGGGACAUGACGAUCUUGUAAAUUUACUUGUAUCUCAAGGUGCUGAUGUCAAUCGAACAACUGAGGAUACACAAGAGACUGCAUUAACAUUAGCAUGUGCUGGUGGAUUUUUAGAUGUAGCAAAAAUUCUUAUAUCCAAUGGAGCUAAUGUUAAUUUAGGUCAAUCAACUCCUCUUAUGGAAGCAUCACAAGAGGGUCAUGUAGAAUUAGUUCAAUAUUUAAUACAAAAUAAUGCUGAUGUUAAUCAAACAACACCAGCUGGAGAGACUGCUUUGGCUUAUGCAUGUGAAAGUGGUCAUACUGAAGUUGCUGAAAUUUUACUUAAUUCUGGUGCACAUAUUGAUCAAACUGAAAAUGAAGGUCGAACACCAUUAAUGAAAGCAUCUCGAGCUGGACAUACAUGUACAAUACGAUAUUUAAUUUCAAAAGGAGCGGAUGUUAAUCGAUCAACAAAUAGUAAUGAUUCAACUGUUCUUUCGUUAGCAUGUGCCGGUGGUCAUCUUGAAGUAGCUUCAUUAUUACUUAAACAUGGUUCGGAUCCAAAUCAUCUUCUUAAAGAUCGAUCUAAUUGUUUAAUUGAAGCAGCUAAAGGUGGUCAUAUAGAAAUAGUAAAAUUAUUACUUGAAUAUCCAAAAAGUGUAACACAACGUGUAGCUCCAAUAAAUUCAGUUGAACCAUUAGUAAAUGAUGAAAGAGGAGGAGAAGAAGAAUCAGGAGAUAAUAAAAGAUCUGCACAAACAACGAAUUCUCCAAUUCAAUUACUUAAAAGUCUCCAAAAAAUAGUUCCAAGAAAUAUUCUCGAUGUUCUUCAAACUGGUGUUAAUGAGUCAACAAAACUACAUUCUGAUAACGAUAUAAAAGGUUUUUUCAAUAAUAUAAUUAAUAAUAAUAUACAAAAAAAAACAUUUUCUUUAGAUAAUACAACAUAUUCAUGGACAAAUAAUGAUCGACCAUCAUCACCUAUUUUAACUGAUGAAACAUUUCAACAAUCAUUAAUACUAAAUCAAAAUUCUGAGAUUAAUAAUACUCAACAAGCAAAAAAACUUCAGAUACUCGAACAACUUCAACAUGUUGAAAAAGAACUUCAUGAUAAAGCUCAACAACAUUUAAAAAUCAAUCAAGAAUAUCGACAACAAGUUAAUGAAUAUGUGAAUUCGAAUCCUGUACAACCACCACCGCCACCUCCUUCUUCUUCUUCAACGACAACAACUGGUAAAAAGAAACGAACAACAUCUUCAUCAUCAACAUCAAGUUCAUCAUCUGCUACUUCAUCAUCAUCUUCCACAGCUAAACAUGAUGAACAACCGACAACAAACUUAACUUUAUCACUUCCACCCCAAACAAUUAAUUUCUUUUCAGCGUCAACAAGUGAAAUUAAUCAAUCCUCAUCAAAUAAUCUUCGUAUAUCAAAUAAAUCAAAUAUUCCACCAUUACAUCAUAAUCAACAUCAUCCGAAAAUAAAAAAAUCUUUUAAUCGACAAUUAACUAAAUUUGAUCGUCGAUUAGAACAACAUCUACAUGAUAAUCAAACACAUUUAGAUGAAAUGAAUUUACAUUUAAAAAAUCUUAAAUUACUUUCUCCACCACCACCAUCAUCUUCUUCAUCAACAGAAUGUUUAACAAUAUCAAGUCCAACAAAAACUCCUAUGCAUAUUAAUACUGAUACACAAAAAGCACUUGAACAUUUACGUGAAUUAGCUAAUAAUCCAUCUGAACUUGAACGUAUACAAACAUUAGCAAAUAAUCCAAAUUUAAUACAUGAAAUUAAAAAAAUUGCUAAUCAAUCAUUUAUUGAUCAAUUAAAAACAUUACCACCAUUUGCACCAGCAAAUUUACAACAAACAACAAAUGAAUCAUUACCAAUAGAUAAUAAUAAAUCUAAUAAUGAAAAUCAUGAACAGACACUGAUACAUACUGAACCAAUUGUUCAUUCUCAAUCUGAUUCAACAGUAAAAACAGUGACACCUUCCACUCAAAUUUCUUUUCCACAACAACAUGUAUCUACGACUCAAAAUUCAAUCAUAGAAGAUAAUCAUCAGACUUCAUUAGUAAACGAUCUUCCUCCGCUACCUCCGUCUCUUACUAAUCUAACACAUACUCAACAUUCAAUAUGCUGUACAGAAUGUCCAUCACAUCCAACAAAUAUACAAAAUACAGCAUUAUCUCAUUUACGUUUUCAAAAUCGAAUAGAUGUUGAUUGUGAAACAGAAUCUAAUCAUGAUACAGCAUUAACAUUAUCUUGUGCUGGUGGUCAUGAAGAACUUGUUUCAUUACUUUUACAACGUGGUGCCAAUAUUGAACAUCGUGAUAAAAAAGGUUUUACACCAUUAAUACUUGCAGCAACUGCUGGUCAUGCUAAUAUUGUUGCAAGAUUACUUGAAAAUGGUGCUAUUAUUGAAGCUCAAUCCGAAAGAACAAAAGAUACUGCAUUAUCUUUGGCAUGCAGUGGUGGAAGACAAGAAGUUGUAGAAGUUCUAUUGAAAAAAGGAGCUAAUCGUGAACAUAGAAAUGUUUCUGAUUAUACUGCUUUGAGUCUUGCUGCUUCUGGUGGUUAUGUGAAUAUUAUUCGAUUAUUAUUAAAUUAUGGUGCAGAGAUUAAUUCAAGGACUGGUAGCAAAUUAGGAAUAACUCCAUUGAUGCUUGCUUCAAUGAAUGGACAUGUAGCGGCUGUUAAACUUCUAUUAGAUAUGGGUUCUGAUAUAAAUGCUCAAAUAGAAACAAAUCGCAAUACAGCAUUAACAUUAGCUUGUUUUCAAGGACGAGCUGAAGUUGUUUCAUUAUUAGUUGAUCGUAAAGCAAAUAUUGAACAUAGAGCAAAAACAGGUUUAACACCUUUGAUGGAAUCUGCAUCGGGUGGUUAUGUUGAUGUUGGACGAGUUUUAUUAGAACGUGGAGCUGAUGUUAAUGCACCACCUGUCCCAACAUCGAAAGAUACUGCGUUAACUAUUGCUGCUGAUAAAGGUCAUCAUAAAUUUGUUGAAUUACUUCUUCUUUAUGGUGCCACUAUUGAUGUACGAAAUAAAAAAGGUGCCACACCAUUAUGGCUUGCUUGUAAUAAUGGUCAUUUAGAAGUUGUACAAUUACUUGUCACACGUUUUGCUGAUCCAGAUUCCAGUGAUUCUCGAAAAGUGUCUUGUCUAAUGGCUGCCUUUCGUAAAGGACAUAAUAAAGUUGUCAAAUAUUUAGUUCGUCAAGUUCGACAAUUUCCAUCAGAUGCAGAUUGUCGUCGUUUAAUCAGUACAAUAACUGAUAAAGAUUUAUUAAAAAAAUGUCAAACAUGUAUGGAUCAAAUCAUAUCAGCGAAAGAACGGCAAGCAGCUGAAGCAAAUAAAGCUGCAAAUAGUUUAUUAAAAGAAAUUGAUUUAGAAAAAUCACGUGAAGAAACUCGAAAAGUUGCUGCUGCAAAAAAACGUGAAAAACGUAAAGCAAAAAAGAAAGGUAAACAAAAAUCAACAACAAAAACUGAUGAUGAUCAACAACAACAAGACAUCGAUGAUCAACAACAACAAGACAUCGAUGAUAUUGAAGAAGAACAUCAUGAAAAUGAAGAACCAAUAGAACAAGAAAUUGUUCCAUUAUCAACAACGACCACAACAACUCUUAUUGUUGAUGAUGAUCUUCGACUAAAAAUGAUUAAAACAGAUAAUGAACAACCAAUAAUAAAACCUCCUACACCUGAACAACCACCACCGCCACCAUCUCCGCCUCCUCCACCACCACAACAACCACCAACAAUAUCAAAACAAACUACAAAUACUAAUAAUAAAAAGAAAACAAAUACAAUGACACGUAAAAUUGAACGUCAUCAAGAAAAUCUUGCAUCAAAAAAUAAACAACAGGAUACAUCUUCAACAGCUAGUGGAAUAACUCUGCCUCCGGUUGACGAUGGAUGGCAAGAAGUUAUUGGUAAACAGAAAAAAAUAACUAUACCACAUGAACAAUAUUCACGUAUUAUUGGACGAAGUGGAUCUAAUUUAAAUGUCUUACGAGAAGUAACUGGUGCAUCAAUUGAUGUUGAAAAUAAACGAGCAAUUGGUGAUAAAACAAUAUUAAUUAAAGGUAAUGGUGAUUCAAUAAAACAUGCUUAUCAAUUAAUAAUGGCAUUAUUAAAAAAUUCGGAGUCAGAAUUAAUGAAUCUCUUACCAUCAAGUAAUGAAACUAAAACAAAACCAAGAUCAACAACAAUUACAUCUAAUACUAAUGAUAGUAAUGAUGAAAUAAAUAAAAUACAAAGAUUAAAUAGUACAAAUUAUGGAUCGAGACCUCAAACUACUGAAUCAUCAAUAUCAGAUACAUAUGUAACAACUCCACCAGCGAAAUUAACACCAAAUAGUACUCGUUCAUCAAGUAAAAAAGUAGGAAUAACAAAUUCGACGAAUAGUUCUGGUCGUUCGACGUCAUCUUCAUCAUCUACUAUAAAGAAUUCUCAACCAUUAACAGCAACUGGUGCAACAUGGGUAAAUUCUAAUCGAUCAAAUCGUGGUACAACAUCAUCAUCAACAACGGCGACAACAGCAACAACAACAACUAAUUCUAUACCGUCGAUAACAUCUAAUUCAACAGCAGUAUGGAAUCAUCAACAAUCAUCAUCUAAACCUACUUCAAUACAUAAUAAAACAUCCAAUUCAAAUCAUUAUUCGACAAAUCAAUCGAAUAUUCCGUCAUCAUAUCAUUAUUCAUAUUCAAAUACAAAUUCAUCGAAUAAUCAUAAUCAUUAUGGACAUUCAAAUAAACAUUAUUCAACAAAUUAUCAUCAAAAAAAUGAACAUACAACACCAUUAGAAACGACGACAACAACAACUAUUCAGCCAUCAUCAGUUCCUAUGCUUCCAUCUCAACCAGGUCAUCGAAUACCAAUCUCACCACCUCCAACUACAGAAACAAUCUCACCACCAUCAUCAUCAGCAUCCUUGCUUGUUGUUUCAUCUGCUACACCUACUCCGACCAAUGUAACAACCACUGGAGAAUAUAAUCCAUUUGCUUCAAAUAUUUUAACAACAUCAAUUGUUGAUGUAUUAACUAAAACUAAAGAACCUAUAACAUCUAUUGAUGAAUCAAAUUCACUUUCAACAACAAAAAUGAAUUUUGCUAAUGCUGCAAAAAUGAAUGUAACAACAAAAUUAUCUCAUCAUGAACCUAUUGUUAUUACAAUGGAUGAACCAUUAUCACCAACACCACCAUUACCAGAUCCAAAGAUUGCACCUGGCUAUCGUGGUCCAGCAAGUGCAGGUACAACACCAGUACAUCAUCAUCAACAACAACAGCAACAAAUGAUUCGUACAACAAAUUAUGAUUCACUUUCUCCAACAUCACAAUUAAGUCGUGCACCUGGUGCUAAUAGACAUCAACAAUCUAUAUCACCAUCAAUGAAUAAAGUACGUCUUGAUCGUAAUGGUCAAACAGGUUCAUCAACAACAUCAUCAACAUCCUCAUCACCAUCAUCGAUAAAACAACAAACAAAUCAAUUUAUUCCACCACAACAAUUAUUUACUUCAUUAGAUCAACAACAACAACAACAACAACAACAAAAACCAUUUGGACCUAUUGGAUCACAUCGUGCACCAGUACCAACAUCAAAUGAUGGAACAUACAAUGAAAAUUCUCUUCAAAUGCGAACAAAAUUUAAUCGAACAUUAUCAGCAAAUAAUACUCCAGUAUAUCAACAAGUAACACAACCACCACCAGCAAUGAUGCUUAAUAAUCCAGCGUAUGCAAAUAUGUCACGUAGCAGAUCGAAUCUCAAUCCAAGUGCACCAGAAUUUAAUCAUGGUAAUCGCAUGCCACCACCACCAUUUAUGCCAACGCCGCCACAAGCGCCUAUUUCAAAUGGACCAUUAUCUGCAAAUAUCAUGAAUAUUGCUCGUAUGAUGGAACAAAAACAGCAACAGCAAUUAUAUACAAACAAUAACAAUGUUCCAGUGCAUCCACCACCGCCGCCGCCACCACCACCAUCACAGCUUCCACCUCCACAAUCAAUGGUAUCACCACAAGUAAUGCCUUCUCCACGUCCACUUCAACAAGCGGACAUGGAAGCAAUGCAGCAACAUGUACAAAAUCAAGUUUUACAUUUUUGGCGUUUACAUGCUAAUCCACAACAACUUGUACCACCACCACAAUUGCCAACAACAUUACAAAUAGCUAAUAUAUUAGCAUCAAAAGGACAAUUACCACAAGAUCCAAAUCAAGCAGCGGCACUUGUUGCUGCUUAUUACUAUACAAAUUUUAUAUCACGAACGCAACAGCAACAACAACAACAACAACAGCCGCAGCAGCAACCAAAUAAUAUUCCAGUAUCGUCUAAUGUAAAUAAAAAUGUUUAUGAGACGAUUAAUACACCACAACAAACCACUUCAAACAGUGAUGAUAUACCACUAACUGCAGUCGAUCCGAUCAAUGGAAAAAUUCAACCACAGGUGAUUAUUGAUCCGAAUGUUAUCAUUACCAAUAGUAAUCAUUCAACCGGUCCUUCUUCCUCAUCAUCAUCAUCUACAACUGUCGAUCAUAAAAUGGUGCCAGCUGCAAUCGGCAGUGAGCGUAAACGUCAUAUACCUGUAUCAACCACUAUUGGUUCUAUGCCAAUUGGUAGUACUGGAGAUUGGUCUUCCGUUUCAAAACAACCAUAUCCAAUCGAUCCAUAUAUGCAACAGCAACAACAAGUUCCACUAUCAUCUAAUUAUCAGCAACAAUCGACUCGCGAUUAUACACGAUAA